CUGUACCUAAUCUUGAAAUAUACCAGAUGUAUGGAAAUCUGCCAAAAGGCAUGCACCAGAAAGACACCUCCCAGGAAGCCAAAACUGCAACCACCAAAAAAAGUCAAGAUUGACAUUCCAGAACCUAAUGAAGAAAAGCUAGAAGUUGUAACGGAGGUAACUAAGUAUGAUACUGUCUUCAAUGGACAAGCUGUUGAUCCAGUUACAGGGAGGUGGUAUGAAUACAACAGUAAAACAGGAGCAAGGAAGUGGAAGGAAGCAAAUAAGUUACAGGAGGCAAACAUGAACAUAGUGACAGAAAAAGCUGAGCCUACGAAACCUCAGUCACCAAAAAAACUGAAUGAUUUCAAGAAAUAAGAAAGGAACAUUUUAAAUAGAUGUGUACCUUUUUAGUUAGUCAAUAUUUGUUCAAUUGUACAAUCUGCACAAUUCUGUUGAACAAUGUAUAAUUGGAAUUAGAAGUACAUAUUACAUUUUGUUCAAUGAUAUAUUUUUAAUUAGAGGAAAAAUGGAUUUUGAAAUGUGAUUAUCAUUAGAUUUAUCUGUGAUCUAUAGCCAAUGAAUGCAUAGAGUGCAUAAAACUUUAAUCUUCAAUCCACAAAAUGCUUUAUGAUAAUACACUAAACACAUUAGAAUUUCAUGGGAAUGUAAAAGACCGCUUUGAAUUAAUCACAAAGUUAAUAUUUAAAAUGUUUUUA
Molecule: messenger RNA, 698 nt
Organism: Chiloscyllium plagiosum (whitespotted bambooshark)
Lineage: Eukaryota; Metazoa; Chordata; Chondrichthyes; Orectolobiformes; Hemiscylliidae
Source: RefSeq, a predicted model, not a curated record